Acaulospora colombiana is the source of this 481-nucleotide messenger RNA. Lineage: Eukaryota; Fungi; Glomeromycota; Glomeromycetes; Diversisporales; Acaulosporaceae. The record is from the annotation of a GenBank genome assembly.
CAAGUGAUUAACUUCAUUCGCAAGAAUAUUCAAGAGCAUAGAUCACUUCAGAAAGCUUGUGAAGAUCUAAUGGAUCGCUGUUUAGCCAAAGACAGCGAACUUGGAGGUAUAGGAUGCGAUAAUAUGACGGUAAUAAUUGUGGCCUUUCUUAAUGGAAAAUCGGUUAAGGAAUGGUAUACUUGGAUGGAAUCGAGAUACGGAAAGGAAUACCAAGAUAUGAAUGAUAUGAAUGACGACUUAGAAGGAGACAUGGAAAUCCCAUCGGAGGAUAGUUACGACGACAACGACCACGAAAAUCAAAUCAAUCUGACCAUUGAUGAUGUACACCGUUUAAGCAGCGAUCAAAAUAAUAAUGAAACACCAUCCGGCGUUCCAAAUUCUCUUGAUAACCCACGAUCCCUUCCUUCAGACCCAAAUAUACCUCCAAGAGGUUUUGAUAAAUUUCACAGGGAAGGACGGAGAGCUCUUUCUGAAGACAAAG